ACGCUCAGUUUCAGUUUCAGUUUUCUCAGCGCUUUCGUUGCGACAAGUUGUUGCUGUGCCAUAGCAAAAACUCAAAUACAAAAUCCAAAAUAAAUAACAAUAAAGUGCUACUCGUUUUGUUGCAGCUGUUGAGCGCGCGCAAAAUCUAAAAAAAAAACAAGAAGAAAAAAUCCAAUCGACUGCACUUGACUCCCCCACUCCACCUCCCCCAACUGACAGCUGCAGCGCGCGCAUUUACCGCUGAAAUUGUGUGGUGUAAUGUAUUUGGUGUUUACUGUGGCUGCUGCUGCUGUUAUUGUUGUUGUUAUUUUAACGGUGCCACAGUCAGUGCAGUGCCAGUGUUGUAAAGCGUUCACAUUGCGCGAGCAUGGCACGCAAGGAUGAUCCCGUUUUCAAUGUGAAAUUUGUGGAACUCGUUGAGAAGCAGGCUUGCUUGUGGAACUACACGCAUCCGGGCUACAGCAAAAAGGAGGAGGUACAAAAAGCUUGGCAACAUGUGGCCAAUGAGAUAAAGGACACAGUGCGCAACUCGAGGGAACGCUGGCGAACCAUCAGGAGCAGUUUUCUGCGAUCCUUGAAAUUGGCCCGUACACAGACGGGACGAGGCAAGCGUAAAUAUUAUUUGUCCAAGUACUUGCAGUUUCUGAUACCCUACACUAAGUCGAGGGCGUGUCACAAGCAAAUGCCACCGAAUGCCCAUCAAAAUGCCAAUGCCACGAGCAAUUCCAAUUGCAAUCCCAAUCCCAAUCCCAAUUCAAAUACAAAUCCACAUCCAAAUCCAAAUGGAGGCAUGGUGUUGCGCAAACCAAGUACAUCGACGACGGCAGCAACAUUUUUGGCCACAUUGAGCACACAGCCAAUGACACGAAUUGGACAGAUGCGACAUCACAGCAAUGCGAAUGCGAAUGCCAUUGACCAUGAUGAGGACACCAAAGACAGCAACGAUAGCGAUGCAGUUGGAGUUGUUGCUGCAGCAGCAGCAACAGUUGCUCAGCCGUUGGAAGUGCAAGUGUCUGAGGAGGAGCAGGAUCAGCAGGAUAAUGAUAAUGAUAAUGAUAGAAAUGCAACACAGACACCACUAAGAUUGCAGGCCAUCAAAGUGGAGCAUCAACAACAUCACCAGCAACAGAAUAACGAUAAAAUUGUUGCUGCUGCUGCUGCACAACAUUCAUUGGUCACACUGCCGGUGACAAUGGCGGCGGCAUUACGCAAUAAUCUCGAUUGGACGGAGUUAACCGAGUGGCUAAAAGGCAACAGCAACGCCAACCAGUUGCAGUUCCAUCACCUACACCACAACAACAACAACAACAGCAGCAGCCUAAACCACAACAAUAUGUUGUCGCAUCAUGGACAUAUUGUUGGUACAGCAAACACACCGCCACCAACUGCCAGUACACCAGCUCCAGCAUCGCUAGCAACAUCUGGAACUGGAGCUGGUCUGGGAUCAGCAACAGUUGCUGGUACGCCGCCAGAUGCGGAUUAUUCGUUUUUAAUCAGCCUGCAUCCCUAUUUGAAGGAAAUGAGUGGCAAACAGAAUCGACGCUUUAAACAGAAGGUUGUCGGUCUCAUUGACAAUGUUCUUGACAAUGUGGAUGUUUAGCUAACGAGCAGCAAUAUACAAAAACACAACAACAACAACAACCGACAGUGCCCAUUCGUUAUACAUAUUUUAUAUAUAACUAGCAACUAAAUGUACUUGUAUUGUUUUUUUUUUUUCUAUGUAAAGCGUAUAUUGCAUUGUUUUUGUUAAACUUUAAACACACAAACACACAGAGAGACACAUUUGUUAUAUGUAAAUUCAAAAAUCGAAAAUAUGUAAUUCAAUGCAAAUAAAACGCUUUUUCAACACAACACAUUUCAAAUAAACGUCGCGUUUUACAGCACUAUUCUUACCGUUGCCAGAGUGCUGCAAGCCAAAGCAAACUAGUUCGUCUCGUGAACCAGUUACCAGACAGCUGAUUUGUGCGCUUUCUGGCAGCGCCAUAUGGUAAUUACUAGAAAUUUAAAAAAAUAUAAGGAAAAAAGGCGAGUCAGCUGCGAAUGCAAGCUGCAUUUUAAUAAAGUUUGCUGGCGAUAUCAACAGCAGUAACAUUCUCA
Molecule: messenger RNA, 2097 nt
Organism: Drosophila innubila
Lineage: Eukaryota; Metazoa; Arthropoda; Insecta; Diptera; Drosophilidae
Product: homeobox protein 5
Exons: 2
Coding region: 368-1600 (410 amino acids)
Biological process (GO): regulation of transcription by RNA polymerase II
Cellular component (GO): nucleus; transcription regulator complex
Molecular function (GO): DNA binding
Source: RefSeq, a predicted model, not a curated record